Xenopus laevis (African clawed frog) is the source of this 3513-nucleotide messenger RNA. It is a transcript of the gene mapk8ip1.S, whose product is annotated as C-Jun-amino-terminal kinase-interacting protein 1. The transcript is spliced from 12 exons. The record is from RefSeq and is a predicted model, not a curated record. Bases 633 to 2675 code for a protein of 680 amino acids. NCBI's taxonomy places the organism in Eukaryota, Metazoa, Chordata, Amphibia, Anura, Pipidae.
CCCUACCUGUCAGCAGCACCCGCUCCUCUUCUUCUUCCACCUCCCCUCUCCCCUACCUGCCAGCAGCACCCACUCCUCUUCUUCUCCCACCUCCCCUCUCCCCUACCUGUCAGCAGCACCCGCUCCUCUUCUUCUCCCACCUCCCCUCUCCCCUACCUGCCAGCAGCACCCACUCCUCUUCUUCUCCCACCUCCCCUCUCCCCUACCUGCCAGCAGCACCCGCUCCUCUUCUCCCCCCACCUCCCCUACCUGUCAGCAGCACCCGCUUCUCUUCUUCUCCCACCUCCACUCUCCCCUACCUGCCAGCAGCACCCACUCCUCUUCUUCUCCCACCUCCCCUCUCCCCUACCUGUCAGCAGCACCCACUCCUCUUCUUCUCCCCUCUCCCCUACCUGCCAGCAGCUCCCGCUCCUCUUCUUCUCCCACCUCUACUGUCCCCUACCUGCCAGCAGCACCCGCUCCUCUUCUCCCCCCACUUCCCCUACCUGUCAGCAGCACCCACUCCUCUUCUCCCCCUACCUCCACUCUCCCCUACCUGUCAGCAGCAGCAACACUCCCUCCCCUUCAUAUUCCUCUUCUUCCUCCCCCUCCCUCCUCCCCAGCCAGAGCUGUGAGUAUCAGAGAGAGAGAGAAUGGCGGAGAGAGAGAAAACAGCCACUACCCCGGCUGGCUCUUCUCCUUUCCUGGGGCUGCAUCUGGCGUCUCCUCCACAUUUCAGGCUCACACACGAUAUCACGCUGGAGGAGUUUGAGGAUGAAGAUUUAUCGGAAAUCACGGAGAUCACAGAUGAAUGUGGGAUUAGUUUGCAUUGUAAUGACAGCCAGCGCUGCAAGAGCCGACUGCGUUGUGAGCCUGGUCCAGCCCCAGGAGGAGGGGGAGCUGCCAGUAGGAUCCAGGCGGAGAUGCUGCAAUUGGACUUAAUCGAUGCUGGUCAGAUCCCCGAAGAGGAGACCGGUCCCCCUGCUGAGCCCCGACCUUUGGCCCCUCCAUUGAUGGACACCUACAGACCCAAGAGACCAACUACCCUCAAUCUGUUCUCCCAGGCGGCGCCAAGGACCCAGGACACCCUAAAUAAUAACUCUUCUGCAAAGAAAUAUAGUUGGCAGGAUCGUGUGUCCCGCUCCUCGUCUCCACUAAAGACAGGAGAGAUCACUCCCUCCAAUGAGCAUGUGUGUCUGAGUGAUGAGGGAAACCCACCUGCAGUUACGCAAGACAGAGGCACCUCUACAGAUACUCCGUGCCGGCGUCACACCUCUACCCAAAACACCACAGACACUUCCAACCGUUCCUCCAGCAGAUGUCGCCUGGAUCCCCACCGAGACCGUAUCCGUUAUCAGACAGAUGUUAGGCUGGAGCCCACAGAGGAGAUUUUCCUGACUCCUGUGCAAAAGAGUUCAGACCCCCCAGAGUCUGAGAGACCCUUUGUCUCACAAGCUGGACCCUGCCGCAUGUCAGUCAGCUCGGACGCAGACAUUAAUGUACGCACAACCAAUGGGGGGCGUCAGCAGCUGUCUAUUAGCGAGGAGGAGGAGGAAAGGGAGGAUGGGGUGGGAUACCUUGGGUGCCCAGGCAGGGGAACAGGUCCUCAGGUCUUUCAAAGGGCUUCAGUCAGCUCAGACACCAGUGGCCUAUCUUAUGACUCUGUGAAAUACACCUUGGUGGUUGACGAAAAUGUACAGUUGCAGUUGGUCAGCCUGAGGCAGUGCUAUGGAGGCUACAGCGAUGACAGUGACAGUGGCACCGUGUACGACAACUGUGUCUCCUCACCCUAUGAGUCUGCCAUUGGGGAGGAGUAUGAAGAGGAGGAAGAGGAAGAUCAUGUUGGAGGGGCAGGGAGGGAAUGUGACCGGGUUAGAAGGUCCAUGUGCCUUUCGGAAUCUUCAACUCCAGACGGUGACAUCUCCUACUCCAAAAAAUUUCUCAAUGUCUUUAUGAACGGGCGUAUGCGGUGCACUGGCGCAGAAUCCUUUGGGUUAUUUUCGUGCCUGAUAAACGGUGAGGAGAGGGAGCAGACACAUCGAGCUGUAUUCAGGUUCAUGCCCCGUCACCCUGAUGAGCUUGAGCUGGAAGUUGAAGACCCCCUGUUGGUGGAGAUUCAGGCGGAGGACUACUGGUAUGAGGCGUAUAACAUGCGCACUGGGGAGCAUGGAAUCUUUCCUGCUUAUUACGCUGUACAGGUGACCAAGGAGCCGGAUUCCAUUGCAGAAAGCAGAGCUCCUAAUUGGGUGGAUCAAUUCUGGUUGAAGUUCCUGGGAUCUGUGCAGGUUCCAUAUCACAAAGGGACGGAUGUUCUCUGCACUGCUAUGCAAAAGAUCGCCGUUUCUCGUCGCCUCACGGUGCUGUCCAACCCCCCAGCAAAUUGUAUCCUAGAGAUAAGCAUGCGAGGAGUGAAAAUUGCAGUGCAGGGAGAAGACCCCCUGGAUCACAGCCAGGUAAACACAUGCAGUCACUUCUUCCAGCUAAAGAAUAUUUCCUUCUGUGGCUAUCACCCCAAGAAUAGCAAAUAUUUUGGCUUUAUCACCAAACACCCUUCAGAUCAUCGCUUCGCUUGCCAUGUUUUCGUCUCAGAGGAAUCUACUAAGCCCUUGGCAGAGUCUGUUGGAAGAGCCUUCCAGCAGUUCUACAAAGAGUUUGUGGAGUAUACAUGUCCCACAGAAGACAUCUAUCUGGAAUAACCACGCCGUGUACCAAGGAAAUCUGUUCUGUGCAUGGACAUACUGCUCAAAUGUGAGCGGCGGAGGGCAGGAUUCUGCCAGGCUGAAGGAGGGUGAGAGGAGUGACAGGCCUUCGCUCCUCCUGUCUGUGCCUCCACCCUGUGGGACAGUUGAUCCAAGGCGAGUGUGGAUUGUGCCCACCUUUAACUUCUGCCAAGAACUCCCAUUUCACCCACCUUCUCUGCCCCCUAACCCCACUCUCCCAUUCUGUGUGAGCAUGGGGACACCAGGAGAGGACUGCAUUCUGAUCCCCAUGAACCUCCCUUUUUAAGGCUCCACCUGGGAAGCACAGGGAGGAGGAAAAGGCAGUGGAAAGCAGGAUUUACAGGAGUAUUAAUAAUGCAAGAGAGUGUGACUGUGUAAGUGAGUGAACGCUCAAGGUUUGGUUUCCAAAUGUGUGAAGGGUGUGUUGCACACUCACAGAGACGCACACAUUUGUAACAACUGGGAUGGCUUCUGCAAUUGAAUAGGGAGUCCAGGCAGGUAGCACAGGGGAGUCCCAUAGGGGGCAAGUGGCUUGGCCCUUCCAGACGGAGAAGCCAUGUACGAGGGUCACAUGAGCACAGAGCUAGAUUUAUUGUAUAUUUAUACCCAGAAAAGUGAGGUUGUCUCAGGAGUUACAGAGUGUAUUUUUUUUUCAUCUGGGUGGCCAUUGGUGCUAAGUUUCUCAGUGUAUGGUCCUACGUGACCCCCCCCCCCACUUGUGAGCUCAUUUAAAGAUGCAGAAAUGGUACUCGAUGCAGAGGGUUGGGGCAAAGGGGCAGCUUUGAGGCUACUCAAUAAAACUGACUGAGAAUGA